AUGGUAGAAGUGGGAUAUCUCCCACAGACAAAUUUUCGUCGUUUACCUUUUGACCACUGCAGUCUCUCUUUGCAGCCCUUUGUCUACCCGGUCUGCACUCCUGAAGGCGUUGUCUUUGACUUGCUGAACAUUGUUCCAUGGCUUAAGAAGUACGGGACCAACCCCAGCAGUGGAGAGAAACUGGAUGGGAGGUCCCUGAUCAAGCUGAACUUUGCCAAGAACAAUGAGGGGAAGUACCACUGCCCGGUGCUGUUCACUGUGUUCACCAACAACACCCACAUUGUGGCUGUCAGGACGACUGGCAAUGUCUAUACCCAUGAGGCAGUGGAGCAGCUAAACAUCAAGGCCAAGAACUUCCGGGACCUGCUGACUGAUGAGCCCUUCUCCCGGCAGGAUAUCAUCACUCUCCAGGACCCCACCAAUCUGGACAAGUUCAAUGUCUCCAACUUCUUUCAUGUGAAGAAUAACAUGAAAAUAACAGACCCAGAUGAAGAGAAGGCCAAGCAGGACCCAUCUUACUAUUUGAAAAACACCAAUGCUGAGACCCGAGAGACGCUGCAGGAGCUCUACAAGGAGUUCAAAGGUGAUGAGAUUCUGGCAGCUACCAUGAAGGCCCCGGAAAAGAAGAAAGUAGACAAGCUGAAUGCCGCCCAUUACUCCACGGGGAAGGUCAGCGCUUCCUUCACCUCCACUGCUAUGGUUCCAGAGACCACGCACGAAGCAGCCGCCAUCGACGAGGAUGUGCUGCGCUACCAGUUUGUGAAGAAGAAGGGCUAUGUGCGGCUGCAUACCAACAGGGGUGACCUCAACCUGGAGCUGCACUGUGACCUGACACCAAAAACCUGUGAAAACUUCAUUCGGCUUUGCAAGAAGCAUUAUUACGACAGCACCAUCUUUCACAGAUCCAUCCGGAACUUCGUGAUUCAAGGGGGCGAUCCCACAGGCACAGGCACAGGGGGGGAGUCAUACUGGGGAAAGCCCUUCAAGGACGAGUUCCGGCCCAACCUGUCGCACACGGGCCGGGGCAUCCUCAGCAUGGCCAACUCGGGGCCCAACAGCAACAAGUCUCAGUUCUUCAUCACGUUUCGUUCCUGUGCCUACCUCGACAAGAAGCACACCAUCUUUGGACGGGUUGUUGGGGGCUUUGACACACUGACAGCCAUGGAGAAUGUGGAGAGUGACCCCAAAACUGAUCGCCCUAAGGAGGAGAUCCGCAUCGACACCACCACGGUGUUUGUGGACCCCUACGAGGAGGCUGAUGCUCAGAUCGCUGAGGAGCGGAAGAAGACACAGCUCGAGGAAACGAGCAGCAGAGGAAGAGCCCUCAACCAGUGCCGCUGUCCCUGUGGCCAAGAAAAAGCCCAGUGGAGGUUUUGGGGACUUCAGCUCCUGGUAGCAGCAGACUGGCUGCUCUGGAUCCUGCUCCUUAUGGCAGGAACAGAGAAGCAGGACUGUACCGCCCUUGGCUCUGGAGGAGCUGGAGACCCCAAGACAGCCUCUGCUCCAGUGGCACCAUAGGAAGCCUGGCCGCAUCCACUUGUGGGCAUGAUUCAAGAGACACUGGACAUCAGAAAGCUUUAUUUGUAAACCUCAGACAGACAAAGACCAACGCCUGGCAGCAUGGUCAGAAGACAGGGGAGACUGGAGCCGGCCCGUGGGCUUGAGUCCUGCUCCUCUUGGCGAUACUUCCACCAGCUCCAAGCCACUGGUGACCUUCCAGCCUCGCCCAGAGGCCUGCGCAGUAGGGAAAGGCCAUGAGGACCCACAUCCCCAGGACAGAGGACAGGGACCAAGGGCCUUUGGCAAAUGAGGGCUUAAAUUUCUGCAGUUCGUUUUAGAGCUUAAAUUGUAGUUUUCUAGAUACUAAAACCACUUGGAUUUUGUAGUUACCUGGUGAGGACAUCAGGCAAUUAAAGGACUUGGGAAAAUUCUCAUUUCUGAUCCUUUUUAAUAUCUGACAAAUACCAUCAAGAAUAGGUGUUAAGGUAUAAAAAUACUGUGUGUGUGUGUGUGUGUGUGUGUGUGUGUGUGUGUGUGUGUAUAAAACAACAAAGCCACAUUUCUUAAGCAAAUAUAUUGCGCCAGGGACACUAGUUUAAGUUAAAUGCAUUUAUAAUCUUGACAUUACCUCCCACUGCUCUCAAGGAAAAAUUAGUUUAAAUAAUUUAAAUAAAAGUGAUGGAUGAUAUCUGUUUAGAAAUUUAAGAGAGUGGAACAUUCUAGCACUUUACCAGCUCAUCUGGUUAUGGUCUUGUGAAUAUCACUUCCCCUGAAGCCAGCUCACGGUCAGUUCAUUUGGUUUAAAAAGGAGCUUGUAUUUUGUGGAAGACCAACAACAAAAGUGAUAAAAGUUUUGUUGGUAUCAAUUACAAAAAAAAAAA
Molecule: messenger RNA, 2381 nt
Organism: Carlito syrichta (Philippine tarsier)
Lineage: Eukaryota; Metazoa; Chordata; Mammalia; Primates; Tarsiidae
Gene: PPIL2
Product: peptidylprolyl isomerase like 2
Exons: 20
Coding region: 1-1518 (505 amino acids)
Biological process (GO): protein polyubiquitination; protein folding; protein peptidyl-prolyl isomerization
Cellular component (GO): catalytic step 2 spliceosome
Molecular function (GO): ubiquitin-ubiquitin ligase activity; peptidyl-prolyl cis-trans isomerase activity
Source: RefSeq, a predicted model, not a curated record